Messenger RNA from Salmo salar (Atlantic salmon), 6004 nucleotides. NCBI's taxonomy places the organism in Eukaryota, Metazoa, Chordata, Actinopteri, Salmoniformes, Salmonidae. The record is from RefSeq and is a predicted model, not a curated record.
CCUCGUGUUUAACAUUGAGUUACUGCAUUAAGAUGUACUUUAAUCUUAGUCUGUAAACUUCACUGAAUGGAUCAUUGUAUGUAAGUGGUGAGGCCAUUGAAGGCAUCUACAUACCUUAGUGAUGUAGCCAUUGUAGGUCCGUUAACGCAGCAUUUUGACUGAAAUAUACUUAACUUAGUCCUCUUCAUCUUCUACCGCUGGAGUGUCUUUUGCCACAGUCCGUGCCCUGUCCCAUGAGACCCAUCUACUCCAGCACAGCCACCACUGUCCAUCAAUAUGUGUCCAAGCCAUCAGAUCCUGAACGUCUUGAUUUCAAGGGCAAUGUUCCUACGGCCAAUCUUCUUAUACAUGUUCCAUUAGAGAUCAUAUUUUGUCAGUGCAAACCAUUGUGUGAAAUAUACCACUUCAUAAUUUAAAUAUCACAAUACUCAACUUCAAAUUGUUUGAGGCACAGGAGUGCGUCUUGUGAUUUCUGGGCUGGAACAAAAGCCUGUGCACUCCAUGGCCCUCUAAGUAAUGUCAGGAUCAAUGACUUAGCCAGCUAACUGAGAAAGAUUGAUUUGAAAUGUAAACAGUGCCGACUCAAUAUUCUAUCAUUUACUUGAGUUUUUUUGAUAAACCGGAAAACAAACCACUAUCUGAAAGUUUGCUAGUUACCUGGCUAACUUAUUGAUUCUGCUUUGUGACAUACACUGUAGGACUAGGUUGGCCACGCCUUCCUUCACUUAGCCAACACCUGGUGCGACAAAUCAACAGAAAUCAAUUAGUAUGCAAUUAAAUUCAGGUGUGCAAACAUUGUAUCUACUGAACUUUUUUCACUGGGAAACUAAAAUCAAAUGUUGAUACUUAGUCUAGCCGUUGAUACUUAGUCUAGCCGUUGAUACUUAGUCUGAGUGUCCACAGGUGCAUUUAAUUGCCUCCUUUCACAGGUUAAUCUAACUGGGCUAAAUAGAAUUUAAUCCAACUGCAAAGGCAAUCCCCCAUGAAUGUAAUCAUAGGAGAAAGAACCAAAUUCCCUUGGGUUUGACAAGUCAAUUCAGGCCCAUGAUGUCAGAGGGGGGGGGUCACAUGGAGCUAAUCUUACUUAAUUGUGUCAAAUGCUCAAUUAGGUUCUGGGGGGGGGGAAUUCCUGAAAAAAUAUUAGAGAGACAAGUAAAGUCUCCCUCCUAAACGGAAAUUCUUUACAUGGAGCAAAUGCGUCGCAUUACAUUUUCAACUGCAGGUCAAGCAUGGAUGUUGCUGUCGCAGAGGAACCUUUGAGGAAAAUCUUCAGAGCAAAAAAGACUAUGAAAGUCAGCGAUCGACAGCAACUGGAAUCCCUUCACACCACGCUUUCCUCUCCAUGUUCUUUCCCAUCCCCACCUCAGCCAGCAAUUGUAAAUGGGAAGCACUGUGAAGAUGUGUCUAUGGAAGUAGAUAAAGAAAUACAUGGAACUACACAUACCACCACUCAUGCCCUUUCCUCCCUGACAGCCACAUCCCUGACCUCUGAGGAAUCAACGGCCUCUGAAUUACUGGUUUCUUCAUCACAGAACAUACACUCUGAUGUAAAAGAUGUUGAGGAAGAAGGAGAGGGGGACAAGGAGUCUACAUUACCCAGCCUCGAGGUAGAAGACAAAAUGAAUGGACUGAUGAAGGGGGAUAGAAAUUACAAAGGGGAUGUUAUCGUUUCCUCUCCUGUGAGUUCAGAGAAAACAGAAGCAGUAAGAGAGAGACAGGUUGAUGGUAUGGAAGUAGACCUGGUACCAGGUACCACUCAGGACACAGUGCCCAUAUUGAACCCUGCUGCCUCCCUCCUGCUGUCCUCCAACACGGCUGUAGAGUCUGUCUCUUCCCCUUCCCUCUCCCCGUCAUACACGGCAGAGUCAGACCAGGAGGUCAGGCCAGGAUUCCUGGUGCUUAGUGAAGAUGAGGAUGUCCAGGAUGAGAGUGACGAGGAAAAAGAUGAGAAAGAGGAGGAACAGGAACAGAGGGAAAGUGAAGGAGGGGUAGAAAAAGUUGAGGUUAACAUGAAGAAGCCAGAACAAUUUGAAAGUGGUGCUCCAGUUGACUCUCCGUCCCCUUCAUCACCAACACCCCUUCAGAUUGAUGAAGAAGAGGAGGGUGCUGCUCUACAGAAGAAACGAUCCUUGUCUGGAGACUCAGAGGAUGGUGGUGAAAAACAGGGAGAAAGAGACUUGGAAGUGGUGGAGAGGCAUAACAAGAGGCCCAGAGUAGACUGUGAAGAGCUGGAGGCUCAUGUGGAGCUGAAGAUCAGUGGGAGCGCUGAAAGGCAACACAAGCUAAAGAAGGUGGUGCAGCAGCUUGUUGAGGAGAAGUUGCGUGUUCUGCAGCUCACACUAUUUGACAAGAGUCUUCAGGGGCUCAGAGACAGACUGGACAAAAUAGAAAAACACCCGAGUGCACUCAAGAGCCUGCAGGCAAAGAUUGCCCAACUUUCUAAGAAAGUUGGAACUGCCAACCAGGCCAGGGAGAAUGCCAAGAAACCUCCAGAGGUACUGUUGCCACCUACCUCUACUUAUGCCACAGCAACCACCCCAGCAGAAUCAGCAAUUCUCGGCCUGAGAACAAUGGGGAACAACACACCGGAUCCAAAGCGUAAUGAUCAGGGCAGUCAAACCCCUGCUCCUUCACGUAAUGAUCAGGGCAGUCAAACCCCUGCUCCUUCACGUAAUGAUCAGGGCAGUCAAACCCCUGCUCCUGUACCUACAGCCUCCUUGCUACCUUCCCCCUCUUCCACAGCCUCAGCCGGAUCUCAACCCACAUCCCAAACCUUGAUGCUGAGCACCUGUGUUACCCCAACACCAGGCCCGUCCACCUUCCCUCUCCAGUCAUUCCUCAUACAGCUGCCUGGUGGAGGGACAGCCAUCCUUACCAACCCAACCAACUCCCAGCUAAUCCCAGUGUGUGCACUUCCUGCCAUGACGAGUUCCACUGUGACACCCACCACUGCCUUCCUCCUGCAGAGGACUACUCCCUACACCCCUGCUGCUACUAAGCCCCCCUCUGCAUCUGCCCUCUUAUCUCAUUUCGCUGCCACACCCACAACCAUGACUACACCCACUGACACACCAGCUGCCACAACGUCCCACAUGACCACACCCAUAACCAGGGCCACAACCAUAACCACACCCACAUGCAGGGCCACAACCACACCCUGGGCCACAACCAGGGCCACAACCACACCCUGGGCCACAACCAUAACCACACCCACAUCCAGGCCUUCAACCACACCCUGGGCCACAACCAUAACCACACCCACAUCCAGGCCCUCAACCACACCCAGGGCCACAACCAUAACCACACCCAGGGCCACACCCAGGGCCACAACCAUAACCACACCCAGGGCCACAACCAUAACCACACCCAGGGCCACAACCAUAACCACACCCAGGGCCACAACCAUAACCACACCCAGGGCCACAACCAUUACCACACCCAGGGCCACAACCAUUACCACACCCAGGGCCACAACCAUUACCACACCCAGGGCCACACCCAAUGUCUCCCACCCUGGAGCCACUGGGACAGUCAGCAGGCCCAGCUCCGGUGUGUCUGUCUCCGUCUGUGAGUCCAUUCGUCUUGUGUCUGUGGCGAACUCCACUUCAACUUCAUCCUUACCAAGAUUCUCAAUGCCAGCCACCACAGGCACUCAACCCUCUGUGCGACCAGCUGCUCCAGUGCAUCCAGCUGCCCCAGCGCAACUAGCUGCCCCUGUACCACAGGUGCCUGCGAAAACAGGUAGUGAAUCUACAAACCCUCCUUCAGACUCCACACAGGCAUCUCACCCUGCCAAAUCAGAAGCAUUCAUAGACCUGACAGAGGAGGAGGAGGAGGAUGAUGAUGUUCUAGUUACUGGAGUGCUGAAGGCUCCGAUGGCUUUGAAGGCCUUGCCUUCAACAGCGGGUCAGCGAACAACAGCCACACAGCAAACCGCCACCUCCACUUCAGUCGGAACACAGGCCGUGAGGUCAUCUCUUGGUCAGACUUCAGCUGUUGGAUCUCCGCACGCUGUUUAUCAUCGCCCCCUGCAGGGCUCCCCAUCUAAAAGUGAUGCCUCAGCAACAUCCACUUCUUCAUCUUCCACACCUUGCCCUGAGCCCUCUCCCCUUCCCCCCUUGCCUGUCCCACCUCAAACUAUCAGCCUGCCCCUAGAAGCGGCCAGCACCAGCCCUCCACAGCAGCCUCUGCUCAAAAUAACCCGGGUUCCGAGCCAGAAUGACGGCAUCGUGCUCUCCUGGUCUGUGACUGAGGUAGACAGGAGCUGCGCUGCCGUGGACAGCUACCACCUAUACGCCUACCACCAGGACCACUCUGGCCCCAGCACACCCCCCCUACUCUGGAAGAAGAUAGGGGAGGUGAAGGCCUUGGCUUUGCCCAUGGCCUGUACACUCACACAGUUUGUCUCUGGCUCCAAGUACUACUUUGCAGUCCGUGCCAGGGACAUGUAUGGCCGCUUUGGACCAUUCUGUGAGCCUCAGUGCACUGACGUCUUAACGUCCCCUUCAUCGAAAGCUCCAAUUUAACCACACACUAAGAUUUAAGUUCAAAUGUAAAAUUUGUUGUCAAGUUAAAACGAGUAAUGUUGACUCUGUAGAUUUUUUUCUUCUUUUCUUCUGGUUACUAAGCUAGCCAAAGUGAAAAGUUCAGUAAAGCUUCUGGCAAAACUAAUUGCUUUAUUUUCAAAUGAAUGUGUUUGGUAUUUGUUUUAUCAGAAUUGUGCACUCAAAUCAUAUUUGAGCCCAGGUGUUUACAAGAGUGACUUAUCAUUGGAAUGUUACUGGAAAAUGUUGUUGCCCAUCUUGGUGAAAUCGGUUGGCCACAUGUGACCACUGUCUGCCUGCCGUGUGUUUGACCACAUGGGAGCAGCAUUGUACCAAAAUGGAUUCUUUGACACAGGACGAGAGGAUUUGAAAAUCAAACCUGAAAUGGCCUGGUCCCAUUUCUGAACGAUUAUGGACACAGUAUUCUUUUCCUUCUAGUUUCCUGAAUGUAUUUGAAAACUCAAAUUUCAUUGCAGUUGUCAGUCUAACUGAAAGAACAUACUAUGAAGGGCAGAAUGACCAUGUUAUUAUAUGGUAAUACACAGUAGUUUUACGUCUCAUGAGAAAUGAACCUGCUAAAGCCUAUGCGAUCUCUUUUCCUCCUGCUCAAUUUCUGCCACUGUGAAGGACAAGUUCUACAGUUAAAUUAUACAUGAUCUAGGGCCUCCUGUGUAUGUGUGCACAUCCUGUGCCUUUUUUUUUAAUGGAUGUAAUUCAAUUUUUUUUUUUUACCUUUUUAAUUUGGCAUGAGCAGAACCAGUCGUGAUGUUUUCAUAUUGUCAAACAAAUAACAUGAAAAAGUAGGCUACCUGCGCGUGUUCGUCUAGUCCAAAAUAACUCCAGCAUCCAAACAUUUGAUGAAUGGAAAGAGACAUCCGUUACGAAACACCAAAAAGUCUAAUGACAUUCUGUGAUUUUCAUUAGGUCUACACUUUUGUAGCCUGAAUUUAUUGAUCCGUCUUUGACAAAAGGACCUUUUUUGUAAAAAGAAAAGUUGGGAUGCCUGAAAAGGGGCUGAGAGAUGGGACUGUCCCGGGAUGACAAGUGCAGCCACGUGGAUAUAUAUUUUAAACCAUGACCGUGGGGGGUGUUCGUUUAAUUUGGAAUACGCUUUUAUUUUAAUAUUUACCUCUGUAGUAGUACAAAUUGCAUUUGAAAGAAAUAGUAGAAUUGUUUAAUUAGUAUUAUUUAGAGACCCUGCCCCCCACCCCAAAGUUUGACUUUGUUGCUUUUAGUGGGACUCAUGUCUCAUUCAGGGGGUUUGAGACCCCCCUGGGCCCCAUGUAAUUCACACUGCUGAUCGUUUUAUGCUCUGUCUGAUAGGGACAUGUAAAGUCUUAAUGGCUGGUUAGAAACAUGUAAAUAAAUGCAUUGGACCUGACAACAGAUUGACCGAAAGGUUAAGUACGAAGAAAUAUUCAGACUAUUGUAAUUUUUCAUUAAAAUGUUUGUAAACUUUA